ACCUUCCCACGUCCCAAUCCUUUUAUCAUUUUCUCCAAAACGACAAGAAACCUGGCAAAUCUUGGAGGCUUGAGAGCCCGCUUGUCUUUGAAGCAAGCUAUAUCGGAUUGCCAAGACGACGACGAAGACUGUCGCCCUUGGCGUCAUAGGCUUUCCUCUUCUAUGGCUUCUUUUUCAUGGGCUUCUCUUCUCAGGAUCACCAUCUUUCUUCUCCUUGUUGCCGCUGCUGUUUUUGCCUUCUUCACUCUCCCUGUUGAAAAGAUUUUGAAGGAUUUCUUGUUAUGGGUUGAGCAGGAUCUCGGGCCUUGGGGUCCCCUCGUACUGGCUAUUGCAUAUAUUCCUCUAACAAUCUUGGCUGUUCCAGCUUCAGUGCUUACUCUUGGUGGUGGAUAUCUUUUCGGGUUGCCCGUGGGCUUUGUUGCCGAUUCUAUCGGCGCCACAGUUGGUGCUGGGGCAGCAUUUCUUCUAGGAAGAACAAUUGGUAGAUCUUUCGUUGUCUCCAAGUUGAAGGAUUACCCAAAGUUUAGUUCAGUUGCAAUUGCUAUUCAGAAGUCUGGCUUCAAGAUUGUUCUGCUGCUUCGACUUGUUCCUUUACUGCCUUUCAACAUGCUGAAUUACCUGCUGUCAGUCACUCCUGUUCCAAUAGGGGAAUACAUGCUGGCUUCCUGGAUAGGAAUGAUGCCAAUAACCCUUGCUUUAGUGUACAUUGGAACGACACUCAAGGAUCUUUCUGAUGUGACUCAUGGGUGGAGUGAGUUUUCAACUACUCGUUGGGUUCUUAUUGUAUUGGGCCUUGUUGUAUCUGUGGUUCUUAUGUUUUGUGUUACUAAAGUCGCCAAGUCUGCUUUGGAUAAAGCUUUGGCCGAAAACGAGGAUCUAGAUGUCAUUUUGGCAUCACCUCAAUUACCCAUUGUGGCAGAUACUUCUGUUAAUCUGAACCAGCCUCUCAUUAUCAAGAUAGACCCGUCUGAAGAUAACCAUGAACAAUGAGAUUCUUAAUUUGUGUAAAUUCUUUUCCUACCUCAUUUAAAGGCAAUGCUCUUAAUUUAGUUUGCCAUUUAGUGCCUGUUAUUUGUUAUUCUGCUUAUUUGUACAGUAGAAAUCUUUUACAAAAAAGUUAAAACAAAUAAAAAUGUAGGUUUGGAUGUAA
This is a messenger RNA of Populus trichocarpa (black cottonwood), 1150 nucleotides long. RefSeq lists its product as uncharacterized. Gene Ontology annotation, cellular component: membrane. The transcript has 9 exons. The record is from RefSeq and is a predicted model, not a curated record. Bases 163 to 990 code for a protein of 275 amino acids. NCBI's taxonomy places the organism in Eukaryota, Viridiplantae, Streptophyta, Magnoliopsida, Malpighiales, Salicaceae.